Hypomesus transpacificus is the source of this 2212-nucleotide messenger RNA. RefSeq names its product remodeling and spacing factor 1-like. The transcript is spliced from 9 exons. Gene Ontology annotation, molecular function: protein binding. The coding region runs from base 153 to 1925 and encodes 590 amino acids. The record is from RefSeq and is a predicted model, not a curated record. NCBI's taxonomy places the organism in Eukaryota, Metazoa, Chordata, Actinopteri, Osmeriformes, Osmeridae.
AGUCACUAGUGCUCUAUAGCUAGGUGCAGGUGAGGAGGAUUGGUACACAGGAGGCUUUGGCAGCUUAGACCGGCUUAAACCAGGAAACUCCAGCAGGGGAAUGGAGCUUCAAAACAGAGAAUGUGAAGCCUGAUGGUGCUCAGUCCUCAGGGAUGAACAUGGAGCCAUGCUGGUUACUGCAGAGAAAAUCCAGGAUGACUUUAUUGUCCUCCCAGCAACAACAAAGACAUUUCAAGCAACCUGAUACAAAAAAAAAAUGUUCUCCCUGCGAGAAAGUGUGCGAAACACAGAGUUCAAAUGGAGGUGCAUCUAACCAAAAGAAAACAGACAUGGAUGGGAAAAAAGUUAAGAUAGUAUCUUCAACAAAGAGAAUUAGGAUCCACCCAGAGGCAGAGAGAAUUCUGGGAAGUUCCUGCAUAGCUGUUGUAUGUCUGGAACGACUGACUUUCCAAAUAGACCCUAAUGAGUCCGUAUUUCUAGUAAAUAGGCAGCCAUUGUUGUCUAUGGUUACACCACGUACACCUCAGCUGCACACGGAACAGCAGGGGGUUGUGAUCCAAGAAGAGCAUUCUCAGAAGAGUCGAUUCCAUCAGGAUAUUGAACAGAGUGCAGAGUGCAUAAAUGUGUCACCUCGAUCUGAACACGGGCCAGCUCAAAAAGAAGGUAUGGAACUUGUUUCAACAGAAACACAUGCUCUGGACAGAUCCGUACCAUCAGUACCUGCUACAGCACAGGCACCAGCAUCUACUACAGAGGCACCGGCAUCUGGUAUGGGACAAGACUAUGAAUCUGGAUUUGACUUCCAAGAUGAGUGGGAUCCAGGUAUGAAAUUCGAAUCAAUGCUAGACCUGGAGUCAGAAUUGGAACUGAAAUCAAAAUCUGAUUUGGAACCGGAACACGAUAUUGUUCUGGAGUUGGAAUUGGAAUCCCAAAAAUCUGUUUCUGAUCCAGUGUGCAAGGGGUACGGUGAGUGGCAAGAAGGGCACUGUUCCACUAAUCACGAGUACUUAGUGUUGAUGGAGCUGCAUGGAAAAGACAAGGGGACAGAGAAGAUAGAAGAUGGGACAAAUAAGGGAGAAGAGAGAAUAGAAGAACAAGAAGAUACAACCGAGGAAGGUUAUGAACACAUAGGAGGGAAAACAGAUGCAAUGAAGGAAAGAAGAGAAGCUACGAGAGGGAUUGUCAAGGUGACGGAGGAGAGAGAAGAAGAUGGCAAAGAAGAAAAAGUGACAGAAAAGAGAGAGGAGGCAUCUUUGGAGAGAAGAGAGAUGGAGAGUGAGGAUUUCUGUGCUGUUUGUUUAAAUGGAGGGGAGCUGCUCUGCUGUGAUCACUGCCCAAAGGUCUACCACCUGUCAUGUCAUAUACCAGUUCUCAUGUUCUUCCCACUGGGAGACUGGGUGUGCACACUGUGUAGAAGUGACCAGGAGCUCCAGAUGGAAUAUGAGUGUGAGAACACAUGCUCCUCUGUGGGUGCUGGAGUCCCUUACACUCUGUCCAGAACACACCAAAGAAGAUGUGAGAAGCUGACUCUGCUGCUUUCCUGUCACAUCUCAAGCGCCCCAUUUCAGGAGCCUGUUAGCCCACUGGCCCGUAACUACUACCAGAUCAUUAAGAGGCCUAUUGACCUCUCAGUGAUCAGAAAGAAGCUGAACAAGGGAAACACUCUUCAUUACUUCACCUUUGAGCAGUUUGUGGACGACAUCAUGCUAAUGUUCAGGAAUUGUGCAACAUUUAACUAUCCAGACUCAGAGGUGGCCCAGGCAGGCCGUGAUCUUGAGGCCUUCUUCCUGACUAAGAUUCAGGAAGUGUUCCCAGACCAGACCUUCCCAAAGGCCAACCAGGACAGAGUGGACCGAGCCCAUCUCUCCUGGCGUAACAGGAAGAGUAAGAAACAUGUUUUAAGUGGGAAGAAAUAUUAUCUUUAAAAGAUUGCUGUUCUAUUUUAUUAAUGAUGAUCUAAUCAUGUGUAACCCACAUAUUACUGUAAAGUACCUUUAGUUCAGGUGGGGAGGGUAUGUGGAGUGGGGCUUAAGAAAGACUGAAGAAAUACGUUUUGAUAUGGUGAUUAACAUUUGGUCACUCUGGCUUGAAUUCAUCACAGGGUUGUUGGGUGUUAUUUAACCAUAGGUGCAAUUAAACCAUAACAUAACCGUAUGGCCAUUCUAUUUGUACAUCAGAUGAGCUAUAAUAAAGGAUUGAUUGAGCAACUUGA